AUGCCAGGGUUGCAGGAACAGCAGAGGGAGGGGUUGUUGUGCCUGUUGGUCCUCCGUGUUCCCUCUGCCCCAGGUUGGCCCAAGGACUGCAGUGAGCUGCCCUCUGGCAGCUCCAGUGGUAUCUACCUCAUCCAGCCCAAGGGACUGCAACCCAUCGUGGUGUACUGUGAAAUCAGCAGGGAAGAUGGAGCCUGGACCGUGAUCCAGAGGAACCAGAGAGACACACCAGUCACCUGGGAUGAGUCUUGGAGCACCUACAAGUACGGAUUUGGGAAUGUGCGCACCGAGUACUGGCUGGGCACGGAGUACAUCCACCAGAUCACCAAGCAGAAGGUCUACCAGGUCAGGUUUGUCAUCUGGAAUGCUGAAAACCUCAUGAAAUAUGCAGACUACAACCUGUUCAGCCUGGGUGAUGAGUCCCAGGGCUACCAGCUGAGGCUGGGAGCGCACUCAGGGACAGCAGAGGAUGCCAUGGCCUCGAAGGGGACCACCACCAUGCACGACAACAUGAAGUUCUCUGCCAAAGAUCGGGAUCAGGACACUUGGAGUUCAAACUGUGCUGCCAGCUAUGGGGGUGCAUGGUGGUACUCAGCAUGUUACUCUGUGAGGCUGAACUUCAAGGGAGCCAUGACAUGGGGCAGCCUGUGCAAUGGGAACUGCAGAGCCUCAGCCAUCCUCAUCAAACCUGUCAACCACUGCUAA
Molecule: messenger RNA, 702 nt
Organism: Acanthisitta chloris (rifleman)
Lineage: Eukaryota; Metazoa; Chordata; Aves; Passeriformes; Acanthisittidae
Product: fibrinogen-like protein A
Exons: 1
Coding region: 1-702 (233 amino acids)
Source: RefSeq, a predicted model, not a curated record